Messenger RNA from Diorhabda carinulata, 1567 nucleotides. RefSeq lists its product as uncharacterized. The coding region runs from base 752 to 1492 and encodes 246 amino acids. Lineage: Eukaryota; Metazoa; Arthropoda; Insecta; Coleoptera; Chrysomelidae. Gene Ontology annotation, cellular component: dehydrodolichyl diphosphate synthase complex; endoplasmic reticulum membrane. The record is from RefSeq and is a predicted model, not a curated record. Gene Ontology annotation, molecular function: ditrans,polycis-polyprenyl diphosphate synthase [(2E,6E)-farnesyl diphosphate specific] activity. The transcript is spliced from 2 exons.
AGUUGUCAUGGGUUUAUAUUAAAGGUAUCAACGGUUUGUAUUACGGGUGUCACGGGCUUGAGCGUAGAAAAUUAAACAUAUAAUUUUAAAUUUCUACAACAAAUGUUGGCUUUUAGCAAGAAAAAAUUUUUUAACCAGUCGACGAAUUGCCUACAAUUAUUAUAAAUCAUCAAUAGUUUAUUUGCUUUUCAAACCAAGUUAACAACAAUUACCUACUUAAGAAACUGGCUUUUAAAGUUUUAAGUAUACAAGACACGUAUAAAUUCAGUAAUAAAUAAGAUACCACAAGUUUUUAAAAAUUACCACGGAUUUUUAAAUCAUCCGUGUGCCCGUGUCUCCUUGGGAACGUGUGAAUAGUCACAGCCAUGUUGAAAAUAUCAACCAAAUUUAAAAUAUACUAUAGGAUCGAGACCAUUCACCAUAACUAAGUCCGUGGCACUUCUUCUUUUCAUAUGUACAGGUUUAAUCAGUAUCAGUAAUAUAACCAAUCAUGAUUGUACACUUGAACGAUUUAGCUUGAAACCAAUAAAAAAAUUGUUUAACGUAUUAUUAAAAAUUUUAAGCUGAGUUGGUAACCACCUCCGUAUAUAAAGGUUAUCUAUGGUUUUCACAGUACGCUUAUUCAGUCGUUCAAUGAGUAAAGUGAGGUGUGGAAUAGCGCAAAUCAUGAGGUUUGUCAGGUGCUAAAUCAUAAUAACAAAAAAAAUUUACAUCAUAAUGUAAAUUCUAUUGUUAAAAAAGCAAGAUCAAAAUGCCGGUAUUAAAUCACUAUAAGAUUGUGUACAUUUUAAUACAUACUUUAUACACAAUAUUUUAUUAUCUCUGGAGAUUAUCUGUUUUUAUAUCGAAAUUAGCAAUUAGGAUUAUAUAUUCCAAUUUUAAUCACAAUGAUAGACCUGACCAGUUACAGAAAAGACUGUUUAAUUUAUCAAAAAAGCCUCUACAUUUAACUAUAAUACUGGAUUUAGAAGAGUAUUCACUAUAUGAUUUAGCUAAUCUUAUAUUUUGGUGCCUAACUGCUGGAAUUCCAUUUAUUAGUUUUUAUGAUGAUAAAGGUAAUUUAAAAAAGCAAGAAGAACACUUACAGCAAAUAGUGAAUUUUAAUAAACUAGAUAACUGCAACAUAAUAUGGCACACUCAAUCGGGAAUGCAGCAUAAAAAUGGUUUUACAGGCCAUAAAAUUCAUGUUAAAAUCUUAACAGAAGAAGAUGGAAGACAGUGUAUAGUUAAACUCAUAAGGACCUUUGCAUUAAGCAAAGAAAUAGACAUUAAUACAGAAAUUAUCAGUGACUAUCUUUUAAAACAAUAUGAAUUUCCAGAUCCUGAUAUGGCUCUAAUAUUUAGUAAAAAAUUUAAUAUUUCUAAGUAUCCACCAUGGCAGUUAAGAUUAACUGAAUUUUUCAAAGUUGAUGCCAUUAAGAAUGUCAACUUUUCUAUAUUUUUGCAAAAUUUAGAGAAGUACAGUAAAUGUGAACAAAGAGUGGGGAAAUGAUGGUUUCCAAAUAUAUUGUUUUGUUUUUCAUUAUAUUUAUAAAAAUUAAAUAAAUACUUUCAACUUUCUAGAAAA